UCAGAGAGCGUCAGUCGGUUCGUGAAUAUGGCAGGUGGAGGAUGUGUGUGUAGAGUAUUCUCACUGUUCGUUUUAGUGUGGAUGUUUUCUGUCAAUGGAAUGUUUAUUCGUCGUCAGUGCAGUCACGUACACCCAAAGGAAGAUGACAUCCUGAAUCCGAUUCACUUGGAGCCGGCGCACGUGUUGCGCAAGCGCAGCAUCGACCAGCCGCUGCGCAUCGUCCUCCACUACGACGACAGCGUCUUCAGGCUUGACAAGGAAAAAUUUGAGUUAAUAAAUGACACUGUGUUACCUGAGGCCAUCCAUUUUUGGGAGACAGCCCUAAUGGUCCGAAAGACUGAAAAUGUAAUAAGACUAAACAGGAAAUGUGAAAAUAAUCAAGUUUUUUAUCGUAAGAGAGACCCACAUCCGUACUGCAAAAACUCGUGUGAAGCCAAAACAAUGUGUGGAGAAGUUGUUGUACCCGAAGAACAUCUUGAAGCUUGUCGUACAUGCAAUGCCACAGGACAAGAUUGUAAAGUGACUGGCAACGGCACAGCUGCUGUUCCAGGCCCAGGCAUAUCAGGGGCAGACUUUGUGUUCUACGUGUCUGCGAUGGAGACGACGAGGUGCCACAAGGGUAUGACUGUUGCGUAUGCUGCUCACUGUCAGCAGGAAGCUGCACUUGACAGACCAAUUGCAGGCCAUGCAAAUCUGUGUCCCAGUAGCAUCAGCACAAAACCACAAGAACUAGAAAUUCUUCUGUCUACAGUGAAGCACGAAAUCCUUCAUGCACUGGGUUUCUCUGUCAGUUUGUAUGCAUUUUACCGCGAUGAUGAUGGCAACCCGCUAACUCCGAGACUGGAAACUGGCAAACCACUGCUCAACGAGAAGUUACAGGCAAGACAAUGGAGUGACAGAGUAAUUCGCAAUAUCACCCGAGAGGAUUGGCUUGUGCAUGGUGGUAGAGUGAAGCGUGAGUUGCAGGUUAUGGUAACUCCCAGAGUUGCCAAAGAAGUUCGGUUGCAUUUUGGCUGUGAUGAUUUAGAAGGUGCAGAACUGGAGGACCAGGGUGAAGAGGGUACUGCUCUCACGCAUUGGGAGAAGAGACUGUUUGAGAAUGAAGCAAUGACUGGUACACAUACACAGAAUCCUGUGUAUUCUCGCAUCACUCUGGCACUGAUGGAAGAUACAGGUUGGUACCGAGCUAACUACAGUGUGGCACAGCUAUUAAACUGGGGUCGAGGAUUCGGCUGUGAAUUUGCUCUUGAGAGCUGCAAGGAAUGGAUGGACAAGAGGUCUGCAAGAGGGGAAUCAAUACAUCCUUUCUGCAACAAAGUAAAGAGAGAUCCCUUGGAAACAGAAUGUACUGAGGAUCGUAGCUCUGUAGCAUUGUGCAACCUUGUGGAACAUCAGGACACACUCCCUAAACUCUAUCAGAACUUUGACUCCAUACCACAUGUAGACAAGGAGAGAGUAUCCUACUAUGGUGGAUCUGUAUCAUUAGCAGAUUACUGUCCAUACAUACAAGAAUUUACGUGGAGGUCUAAAAAUGUGGUGGUCAGAGGUUCGCAUUGCCAGUAUAUAGAGAACAAUCCACAGCCCGAGAAGAACUUUGCCUUAGAGAGUUAUGGACCUGAUUCAAAAUGCUUUGAACACACUGACCAGAUGUGGGAAGAGCGAUCAUGUAGACAGGUCCGUCAGUGGCAACAUUGGGGAUCAGGUUGUUAUCAGUAUCUUUGUCGUGGUGGUCGACUGCAUAUAUUGGUGUCUAAUUACACAUAUACUUGUUAUCAUGAAAAACAAGAAUUGCCCAUUCAGAUAAAUGUAGAUGGCUGGUUGCAUAGAGGGGCCCUUGUGUGCCCUUCUUGCAAAGAACUUUGUGAGGAACAGCUAAAAGAUAUUGGAGAAUACUGCAAAUCUGAAUCACAACCUCCUCAGUGGCUCACAUAUCACAAGGAAGAACUGACAUGUGGAGGCGUUAAAUUGCAUGCAUUCCAGAGUAGAAGUAUGCAACUGUUCUUGCUAGUGUUGAUAGCAGCUGUCAGAUGGUAAAGUUGCUGACUUGUUGGUCUGAUGAUGCACAGAGAUUGAAUUCUAAAUACGCAUUGUCAAUGAUUGACUCACAUUGUGCCUCUUUUCUGUGGACAGUCACACAGAGGCCAAGAAUGUUGUCAUUGAAUGUCAGAGGUGCUAUGAAUUAACUGUCUUCUUAGCUGCAUCCUUCUUGGCAUUUGUAAUGUGACAAUACAGUUAGCUCCUAUGGUGUUUUUACUGUGAUUGUAUUCCAUACAUGGUGUGGAAAUGAUAUUUUUAUUGAAAAUAUGGUCAGAUGUUACCUGUAAAAAAUUAAAAUGUUUCCUGUUCUAUUUACAUAAGACACAUUGAACCCGUGGCACUUUGAACUGAAAUGGACCAUUUCUAUAAAAAUUUCUUAUUAUAAACUGUAUGAAGAACAGCAAAAACCCCACAGUAGUGCCAUUAUAAGUGUGUGCUAUCAAAUCACAAUCCUCCCGUCCAUGUAAUUACUUUAUGUUUGAUAUUCUGUAAAAUUUAAUGGCUGUGACUAUACAAGUAUGGAUGAAGGAAUGACUGCAGUUAACAAACAAACAUGCCUAGGGGAAACAUGUUCUUUUAUAGCCUGAAAUUUUCUUUUGGAGAUGUUUCAUGAAAAUACCAAGAUUAACGUAAACAAUGUUAUGCAUUAGCCCAUCAACAGAAUACUGCAGCAUAAUUGUAGAAAAGUAAGUUGUUUUACAAGAGGUACUGUUGGCUGUGUUUUGCAUUCCAGAGAGAAUGAGUAAGUGUUAGUAACUUUUCCAAAUAUGUAGUUAAAUUUCAUACUUGCUUGAUAGGAACUGUAGUAUAAUUUAUUUUUUAUUUGUACUCAGCAGCAAUAAAAAUAAUACUUUUGACCAUAUACUCUGCUCUGGAAGCAGUCAUGUAUCUGUACAUGUAAUGUUUUUCAUGCUUAAUACAUUUAGCAGUAUGAAGACAUUGAACAGAUAGCUUACAUACUAUUAUGUCGAUAACCAAGAAAAUAGUCAGAAAUUGAGUUUCAAAGUUUUUGUGAUUAUUGUCCGCAUUCAUCACUUAGUUCUAAACUGUACUUAAUAUUUGUUAUUUGUUACACAGCGUGUAAAUAGAUGCUCAGUUGUCAGAUCUAUCUAUCUCUAUCUCUCUCUCUCUCUCUCUCUCUCUCUCUCUCUCUCUCUCUCUCUCUGUGUGUGUGUGUGUGUGUGUGUGUGUGUGUGUGUGUGUGUGUGUGUGUGUGUGAUUUUUGUACAUGUUCAUUUAUCAACUGAUUUUUUUUUUAUUUGUAUAAAUAAAUAUCAGUUUGAUGUGGGACCACUGGCUAUGUCUGUUGGACAGAAUAGAUUUUGGCAAGUGUUUCGUUUAUUUCCAGAGUUUUGUAUUUAUUUAAAAAGGAAUCCAAUUAUGAUUACAGAUUCCUGAAAAAAUUUGAAACUGAACACAGAAUGCCUUCAUUACAGCUUUAUAUUCUUUUGUGAGUGUGAGACUAAGUUCAACUCAUGUAUAAUAAAAGUAAUGCAGUUGUAUCCUUAGUAUUCAUUUUUUCAUGAGGGAGUGAAUAGUACACACUACUACAGGCUUCAGGUAUAAAAAAUUAUACUGAAAAACUGCCAACAAACUGUUUGUUAUUGGAUUCAAAAUGUUCAAAUUGUAAAAUUCAUGUAAAUCAAUUCUUGUUCACAUAAUGUCCAACUGACAAAAUUACUAAAAUUACAGUGAAGAAUCCUGUCCAAAAUUAUUUUUAUAGCCACACACAUAAUGUGUGUAGUUAACUUGGAAAAAUUCUCUUUUGGCCAGGUGGCCGCACUGUAUUAUAACUGAAUUGUAUAUGCAUGAAGGUUAAUUCCAGUUUUACAUACAAAUAUAACAUUCCAUCAACUACUGCCAAUAUAUUGGUUUAAAGACAUCUUGUGACUCAGGUUUACCUAUGUAUUUGGAAUAUUACAGAAUUAUUAUGUUAUGUGUUUUCCUUUUAUAUUCUACUGAAUAUAAUUAUUAUAUUCUUAUAAUUUUAAGUAAGAAAUUGCUUCUGAAGAACUUUAAUUUUACUAGUUAUUCCAACUAUAUCUUAUUUCUGUUGUACUGAAACUUGUUUUACAAUUACCAAAGAUUACUAUUUAAGUGCACUUAGUACAAGACUUUUAAAUUAUAUGUGAAAAAUAAUGCCUUUUGUAUAAAAUCAGCUCUCCAUGCAUAGAGAAUUGUAUCAGUUUUUAUGAAUAAAUAUUCUUUUUAUCUAAGAGAAAAUAUAUUAGAUAAACAAAUAAUGAAACUGGAUAUUAUUUAUUGGUUCAUUAACCCUAGAGUAUAAAACACUUGUAAAAUUUAUGACGGCAAUUGGUCCCAAUUCGUGGUUCCCACCAAUCUAUUAUUGUCAGUAUAGGGUGUGAAACAGGAUAUUUUGUACUUAUUUUGUAUGUGACACACCAUUGGAGACCUCAUAAUUGUGAUUAACUGGCACAUAAACUAUAAAUUAAGACUUCCUUUGAAUAAAAAUUUACAUUGGUUUGGUAACAAUAUAAUAUUCCCUCCUUUAGUAUUAUAACGAUAUGUUUACGUAAUGUGUAUACAUAAACAUAAAGUUAUAAAUGUCCCCGUUCGUAGUCGCUAAUUAUAACAAUAUGUUUACUUUUGUGCUGUAACAUAUAGCUAUAAUCAGUGUUGGAAGUAUAUUUACGAACGCCGACCUUGUGCGGCUGUUUCUUGU
Molecule: messenger RNA, 4720 nt
Organism: Schistocerca gregaria
Lineage: Eukaryota; Metazoa; Arthropoda; Insecta; Orthoptera; Acrididae
Gene: Invadolysin
Product: leishmanolysin-like peptidase
Exons: 14
Coding region: 28-2034 (668 amino acids)
Biological process (GO): proteolysis; cell adhesion
Cellular component (GO): cytoplasm; membrane
Molecular function (GO): metalloendopeptidase activity
Source: RefSeq, a predicted model, not a curated record